UGAGGAGCGAGCUGCAGAACCGGAGCAACAUGACCUCACUGAGCGGCCUCCGAGACGAACGGGUCCAGUUUGAGGGAAAACAUCUCUGUCAACAAACGCACAGUCGGCGGCUUGUGACGUCAGCUGCUGCCCGAGCCACCUCAGCACGGAACUCACUUGUGAUUGGUCCACGCUGAGCAAGAGCCCGCCGCGGCCAAUCACAGCCGCGCUUGCUCGCCCAUCCGGCAGUGGCAACAUGGCAGCUCUCUGAGUUUUGGUGAGCUGUAAAUAAACACGAAUUCCCCGUCUCGAGGACCACGACAGCGCCCGGGUGUUUGCGUCGAGGACCGGCCGGAGCCGCGGAGGGAAGAUGUCGAGCGACGGGACCAGGAAACAGUUCUGGAAGAGGAACGCAGCCAAGGUUCCUGGCAGCAUUCAACAUGUAUACGGAGCACAGCACCCACCCUUUGACCCGCUCCUCCAUGCUAAUCUAAUUAAAGCAGGCAACAAGCAUCCUCCGGCCACACCAGGCAAGCCCAAGAAGGCGACCACCUUCCAGGAGUUUGAGAGCAUCACAAGUGACGCUUGGGAUGUUGGGGAUGAUGACGAUGAGCUGCUGGCAAUGGCUGCGCAGAACCUUAACAUCGAAGUGGUCAUGGAGACGGCGAAUAAGGUGAUUGAGAAUCACAGCAAGCAACAGGAACGACAGAGGCUGGAUGACUCCACAGACUUGGAACAGAGAGACGAGGACACACAGGAGGAGACGGUUGAGGAUGAAGAGGAGGAUGAAGAAGAGGAGGAAGAGGAGGAGGUGGAGGAGAGAGUGGAGGAAGGAGACGUGACCAGCCCAGAGGUGUCGUUUGCCUCCCAGAGCAGCCCUUAUACUGAUGGUCGCCUGGUUAAAUCCCACAGCGAAGCUCCAAUUGGGUCACCCAAAGAUGCAGCAGGUGAAAUUGCAGCCCUCCACAGACAGCGGUCUCUGCCCCACCGGCCACCCGUCAUCCCUCUCGUGGCUCGCAUGGCCGACCAGAACACGUCUGGCACCCCAGCCAUGACGGAGAGGGAAGCGUCCCGUCUGGACAAGUUCAAACAGUUGCUGGCUGGGCCCAACACAGAUCUAGAAGAGCUACGGAAACUCAGCUGGUCUGGAAUCCCAAGACAGGUCCGACCGAUUACGUGGAAGCUCCUCUCAGGUUACCUGCCUGCCAACGCAGAGAGGAGAGAGAGUGUCCUGCAGAGGAAGAGACAAGAAUACUUCGGCUUCAUCCAGCAAUAUUAUGACUCCCGCAACGAUGAACACCAUCAAGACACAUACAGACAGAUCCAAAUAGACAUUCCUAGGAUGAGUCCUGAGUCUUUGGUGCUGCAGCCGAAGGUGACAGAGAUUCACAUUGACAUACCGAGAACUAAUCCUCUUAUUCCUCUUUUCCAACAAGCUUCUGUCCAAGAGAUUUUCGAGAGGAUCCUGUUUAUUUGGGCGAUCCGGCACCCCGCCAGUGGCUAUGUGCAAGGUAUCAACGACCUAGUCACGCCGUUCUUCGUGGUCUACGUCUUCGAGUACAUCGAGGAGGAAGUGGAAAACUUUGAUGUGUCCAGUCUCCAGGAAGAGGCUCUGAGGAACAUUGAGGCUGACAGCUUCUGGUGCAUGAGCAAACUACUGGACGGCAUCCAGGACAACUACACAUUUGCCCAACCAGGGAUCCAGAGGAAAGUCAAGGCCCUGGAGGAGCUGGUCAGCAGGAUCGAUGAGUCUGUGCACCGCCACAUGCAGCAGUACGAGGUGGAGUACCUGCAGUUUGCCUUCCGCUGGAUGAACAACCUCCUGAUGAGGGAGCUGCCACUGCGCUGCACCAUCAGACUGUGGGACACCUACCAGGCCGAACCAGAGGGCUUCUCCCAUUUCCACCUCUACGUGUGUGCAGCCUUCCUGGUGAGGUGGAGGAAAGAGAUUCUAGAGGAGAGGGAUUUUCAGGGGCUAAUGAUCCUCCUGCAAAACCUUCCCACGAUGCACUGGGGCAACGAAGAAGUGAGUGUGCUGCUGGCUGAAGCCUACCGGUUGAAGUUCGCCUUUGCUGAUGCGCCAAACCACUACAAGAGAUGAUAAGCAUGGCUCUCCGCAGCUGCUGCUCCCCCUCCUCCUCCUCUUCUUUCCAUCCCUGCUGUCGUCUACUGAACUCAUAGGCCUAUAUUCCUAUAUGGAAGGACCUCCUCCUUUUUCUUAACCUCCCCUUUCCCCAAAUGGCUCAAUGGGCCUUUCAGCAACUAAGAGAUUUAAAUCAACCAAUGACUGGGAGGACGUGAGGUGUAGCAUUCUAACAUGAUGAUGUGAAGCCUUGUUUUUUUAUUGUUAUUUUUCUCUGAUCAGCUCUGAAAUGUGCACUCCUGCAGAGCCCUCCUUCUCUUCAUUACUGAUGAAGACCGCAACUUUUUUCUGUCGGCGUUCGAUUCGCUCAAGCUGAUGCCUCAGAUUACGACCUCAGGCCUGACGCAGGACCACGAGCUGUUGCUCAGCACCGCCUGGGGUCUCGUCUGGCUCAGAACAAUGUUCCUCUCCGCUUACCAUUGUUUCCAGUACCACAGCAAUACAUUGUUCUUUGUUCCCUGAGGCAAAAAGGUGACCUUUUUUUUCCCCAAGCCCACAAAGACAAAGAAAGAAGGCAAAAGAGCACUGAGUGAGAAGGUUUACAUAUCUAAGCCCCUGUCCUGGUCACAACAGCACCCGAGGGAGCAGGGACACUGGUGGUUUUCCUGUGAACACACCAAGGUUUUACACAGAGGGAAAGAGAAAAAGAGAGAUUGUAAGUGCAGGAAAAGCAUCAUGUCUCCCCUCUUCUACAUGCACACCAGCUCACCUUUUUCACCUUGUCCUCCCACCAGUACAGCGACGUAUAGUAAAAGAGUUUAAGACAAAUAGUAAGAGACUGCAGAUCAGGAGAGUCACACACACACACACACACUCAUUAUCUAAAAAGGUAAUAAGCCAUCAGGAAGAAGAACGCUACUCAUUCCCACUCAUUAGGUUUCCCUCGGACCUGUCGAUAUAUGAAGGGUCAUGUCUUAUCUAUUACUUCUCCUCCUCUCUGAACCUAAGACUACCUCAGAACACACAUUAAAAACCAUUGCGGCAUAUAUUGUGACAGAAAUACACACAGUCAUGCACUAAUUAGUUGGGUUAGAAAAUAAAAUUUGCAGUUCAUUUUUGGCUUAAAUAAGGUACUUGGUUUCAUUCUUUUUCCCAAACCCUUUCUCCUGCCUAAUGGGUACAAUCUCCAUAGGUUAAAAUGAAAGCCAGAUAAAAAUGUUAAAGAAAGUGGACAAAAACUAACCCUAACCCACCAAUGGGUUAAAUUGCUUUCCCUUAGCUCAUGCCCACCACUCCACAGAAUUUCCUGGAAAUCGGUUGCAUAGUGAUCCUACUGCGCACUAAUAAAACAAAGUUGUCCUGUCACUCAGCUUCAGGACUGUUCAGGUCAUCAAUCCUCUUUCCUUGUUUUCAUGACAUUAAAAAGCUGUGUGCACCAUUGCUUUCUUUUCCAACAGGUCUGGCAAAUAUGGUGCUCAUCUUUAAAUUGCAUUUUCUUGCACGAGGGACACGUUCAAUGUUGUAAAGAGCAGAGUCAUAUCAGAGUCAGAGCUUUAUUUGUUAGGAAAUCAAGUUUUGAGCUGUUUGAACAGAAAUACAAAAGAACUUAAAGAUAAAGAAUAUUCAACAUAACCAUUCAUUUUAGAUCAUUUUCCAUAAACUUACAGGAAACAGUAGAUACCGUUAAACGCAGCGUUAUGAGUCAUGUGUUUCAGUAUCUCAUCGUCUUUGUUGCGUGCGUCCUCUCGUCAUUUACAGCUCAUGGGAUGUCUCAUCCAAAGUCAGUAGCACCAUAUUGGUGUAAUGUUGGGAGGAGGAGGGGGUGGAUGUAAUCAGACAUUCAUAACGUGAAACAAAGCUGUAAAUGUUUGGAGCCUCCUGUCGCGACGGCGCCACGAUCCAUUACUGUCACCACAAAGACUGUGUGCACAGGUGUGUGUGUGUGGAGAGGAGACGGGAGGAGAGAGGGAGCAAGUGAGUCGUGUUUCUCUGGAGGUUUCAGCGCUUUUUUCCUGCGAGAGCUGUCAGUCUCUGAUCGCACACAGGGAUUUUCUUUUUUACACACCCUGCACCAGUUUCACAAGCCCCUCAUCUCCCAUGCUCUCUGACAAAGAGAAACCGCACUAAGUUCGAAAGUCUACAGCCUCUCUCUCUUGCUCUCUCUCUCUUGCUCUCUCUCGCUCUCUCUCGCUCUCUCUCUUUUGUAUGAGAUAUAUUCUUUCAAUCAGCAUUUUAAAGAUUUUUCUUUUUCUUUUUUGGUCUUAAUUUUUUUUUUUUUUAUGCUGUUUACAUUACAAGUCUGUUAAGUUGUGCCUGAUUCUGAACACACAAGACAACAUCCUAGAUCUGUAAUUGACCUAGACUUAACUCAGAAACUUGGUUUUAGAUCUCUGCGAGCAAUAGUGUGAAAUUUUCAAUUUGCUGUGAUAAGACAGAAAAUAUAUUUUUUGUGCACGUUUAGUUUUUGGGAUGUGACAGUUGCCAAUAUAAACAGUUUAGUUACUCUGGGCAUUAACACCAUAUUAGUAAUGAAACAACUGCCUGUUUGCGACAAUGCUCGCUCCAACAGCAGUUUUCAAUUUAUAGCUUAGCAAACAUGAACUAGAUAUAUUAGACCUGUUGAGCUUUAGAUUUCUGCACAUGCUGAAAUGGUACAUUAGCAUUUAGCAUUCAAUUUGGUGGGCUGUUUCUGUGAUGUAUUUGUAAUACUAAUUCUACUUCCAAGGCCAAGAAACAUAUUCUAGAUGAGUUUUUAACAUUUGCAGCAUCAUAUAACGCCAACAUUUGUGAUGUUUGUUGCCAAUGCUCUUUCUCCUGUAACAUUGCAUGCAGUUCAAAAAGCAGCAUUUUCUUUCUUUCUUUUCUUUUCAUAUGAAUAAAAGUAGGACUAAGUUGCCAGCCCGCUACAUGGGCAGGCUACAUCUUUCUCUUCCGACAUGCUGCUUUAACCUCAGUGUUUCCUCAGUCUUGUGUAUUUAGACAUUGAGGACAUAUUUAAGAGUCAACUGGAAACAUUCAAAAUUCAGCAGCAUUUUUUUUUUUCACCAAGCUACACUGAAUUAAUCUCCCACCAGCAGUCGUCACUGCUUCCAACUCUACCCAGAAUUUGUUCAUGUUAAAUCUGCAACCAUUCUCACUAUAAACCAUAGACUGUAUAUAAAGAUGGACGACGUGACAGCUCCACGAUGCGUACUGCAGACCAUCGCUCCAAAUGACAUCGCCAAUGCAAGAUGGCGGCACCCAUAUCAUUAAGAUUUUGACUUGUGCUACAGAAACAGGGAGAGACAUGUCGUCCACCUUUAUUUACAGUCAACUGAGCAUGUGCCGAGAAUUGAAAGCUUGACAGGCAUAGCAACAGUAACUAAGGGACUACAGAUAUCCCAUAUUGUCCCUUUUAUUA
Paralichthys olivaceus (Japanese flounder) is the source of this 5462-nucleotide messenger RNA. NCBI's taxonomy places the organism in Eukaryota, Metazoa, Chordata, Actinopteri, Pleuronectiformes, Paralichthyidae. The record is from RefSeq and is a predicted model, not a curated record.